This is a messenger RNA of Nakaseomyces glabratus, 3858 nucleotides long. RefSeq lists its product as uncharacterized. Lineage: Eukaryota; Fungi; Ascomycota; Saccharomycetes; Saccharomycetales; Saccharomycetaceae. Gene Ontology annotation, cellular component: membrane. Gene Ontology annotation, biological process: transmembrane transport. Gene Ontology annotation, molecular function: ATP binding; ATP hydrolysis activity; ABC-type transporter activity. The record is from RefSeq and is a predicted model, not a curated record.
AUGGAACAACAGGAUCUGGUAGAAAAUAAACUAUCUUUCUCCAAAAUACCACGGGUAGGACUACAUGUACGUGAUUUGAGCAUUACAGCUUCAAAGACUGAUUCUGUAUUGGUACACCCCCUUUCACUGGACCUACCGAGCGGGUCUGUGAUGGCUAUAAUGGGUGGAUCUGGGUCAGGUAAAACUACAUUAUUAAAUGUGUUGGCAUCUAAGAUUAGUUCUGGUUUGACACAUUCAGGUGAGAUAUCCUACAUUUUGGAAGCGGAUAAAAAUAACGUCGAUGAUUCUAGUAGUGAGGCUAGUUUUGAUUUAAAUGCUACUUACAAAGAAAAUGUUACUCUGGCAUAUGUUCCUCAACAAGAUGUUCUAUGUUCUAGGUUAACAUGCCGUGAAACACUUAUGUAUGCAGCAGACUUGAAACUAGACGCAUCCAAAGUUGAGAAGACUCUGAUUGUGAACCAACUUAUAGAUGAAUUAGGAUUAAAAGACUGUGCUGAUACGUUAGUUGGUGACAAUUCGCAUAGAGGACUUUCAGGAGGUGAGAAAAGACGACUAAGUAUGGGUACCCAGAUGGUCUCUAAUCCUUCAGUAAUGUUUCUGGAUGAGCCAACCACCGGGUUAGAUGCAUAUUCAGCAUAUUUGGUUGUAAAGACACUCAAGAAGCUAGCAAAGGAAGAUGGCCGCACUUUUAUUCUAUCUAUCCAUCAACCUAGAUCAGAUAUUUUAUUUCUAUUUGAUUAUGUCUGUAUCCUUUCAAAAGGUAACGUUGUUUUUUGUAAUCAAAUGAAUGAAUUGAUACCGUAUUUCAAGUCAAUUAGUUACGAUGUUCCUGAUCUUGUAAACCCUGCCGAUUAUUUUAUAGAUUUAUCUUCAGUUGAUGGAAGAACUGAAGAUAGCUUAGCAAUUACAUCGGAGAGACUUGAAAUGUUAGUAUCGCAUUGGAGGAAAUAUGAAGAGAAAACUUUAUCAUAUAAGCCUAUCAACCAUAAAUACGAGAUUCAGUUGAAAAGUAUGACUGGACGAUUACCGUUUUGGAAGCAAGUUAGCGUGCUAACCAGAAGAAACUAUAAACUAAAUUUUAAUGAUACUAAUACUCUAAUUGCUACUUUUGCAGAACCCGUGGUGAUGGGUGCAAUAGUUGGAUGGAUAUACUUCAAACCUGAUACUUCUAAUAUUGGAGGUUUGCGUACUUUAAUAUCUUGUCUUUAUGCUUCUGUCAUAUUACAAUCUUACCUUUAUCUUCUUUUUGAUACUUACCGGUUGUGUGAACAAGAUAUUGCCUUAUUUGAUAGAGAACGUGCAGAAGGUGCUGUAUCUGGUAUUGCAUUCAUUGUGGCCAGAAAGUUAGCUUUGUUCAUAACUGAUGACAUCUUAAUGACCAUUUUGUAUACAAGUAUUACCUAUUUCAUGUUUGGACUUGAGAAGAAUGCUAGCAAAUUCUUUUUUCAAUACGCCGUGAAUCUCUUAGCACAACUAAUCUGUUCUGCUCUUGCUAUGGUUUCUGUUGCUGUAUCUAGAGAUUUUGCUAAGGCUUCACUUGUUGGAAAUUUGAGUUUUACUCUAUUUUCUAUGAGUUGUGGAUUCUUUGUCAAUGCAAAAUUGAUGCCGGUGUAUGUUAGAUGGACGAAAUACAUUGCCUUUACAUGGUAUGGUUUUGGUUCAUUAUUGUCAAAUACAUUUUCUGACUCAUAUUGUAAUGGUGGAGAAGGUUUUGAGUGCCAAGGUAAUCAAGUCGUAAGACAAUAUGGUUUUCCACUUCAUUGGAGGACAUUACCAAUGUGGAUUCUAUUUUGUUGGUUUGUUGGAUUCUUUAUGCUCAGUAUAAUUAUUUUGACAUGGAACAAAGUUGACAUUACUUUGCAAAAUGAAGUAAAUAAAAAGAAGCAUAAAAAGUCAGAUAUUAAGGAUGAUGCCUCUAACUUAACUGAAGAAAGCGACAUCAAAGAUACCGAUGACUCAAUCUCAACAAAUCAAAGAGAUGAUAUGACAAAUAAACUGGCUCAUAUAACUGUUGUAGCACAAGAUGUUGAUUUAGAAGUAAAAUAUACAAAGCUUUACAAUCGGAAGAAUCACAAAAUUUUUGAAUACGAAAACAAGAAAAUUUUACAAAAUGUAAGCGCUGUAUUUAAGCCAGGAAUGAUCAAUGCGAUAAUGGGUCCCUCAGGUUCAGGUAAAUCUUCCUUUUUAAACCUAAUUUCAGGUAGACUCGAAUCCUCUUUGCUUGUAAAGUUCAACACUGCCGGAACAAUAAAAUUAAAUGACACGCCUAUAUCCCAAGAUAUGUUCAAACAUCUGUGUUCCUAUGUUUCACAAGAUGAUGACCAUUUAUUGGCAAUGCUAACUGUCAGAGAGACGUUCGAUUUUGCUGCUGCUUUACGAUUGAAACAUUUGAGCAAGGAUGAUAAGAGAAGUAGAACUGACUCACUAAUUGCGAUUUUAGGAUUAAAACAUUGUGAAAACACAAUCAUUGGCAAUGAGUUUAUAAAAGGUAUUAGUGGUGGGGAAAAGCGUAGAGUUAGCAUGGGCAUUCAAUUAUUAAGCGACCGUCCUAUUCUUCUUCUUGAUGAACCAACCUCCGGUUUAGAUAGUUUUACCUCAUCGACAAUUUUAGAAAUUCUAGAAAAUUUAUGCUCCGAGCAUAAUAAGACGGUUAUACUAACCAUACAUCAGCCAAGAUCUGAGUUAUUUAUGAAAUUUGGGAAUAUAUUACUGCUCGCAAAAUCAGGCCGGACUGCCUUUAAUGGAUCACCAGAGGAAAUGAUAAAACAUUUUGAUUUAAUGGGAUAUAAAUGCCCAUCAUUUACUAAUAUCGCAGAUUUCUUUUUAGAUCUGAUCUCUGUCAACACUCAAAAUGAACAAAAUGAAAUACACUCUAAGACCAGAGUAGAAAAUAUCUUGUCAACUUGGAGAGCAGAAAGAUUACGAUUGUCUGCUGAAAAGUCAAUCGUAACUGAAGAGGAACAUACUCUGGAAACUUUUGAAGAUGAAUAUGGACAAUACUUCUCCAAACCCGCUGGCCUAAAAUUGGCUUAUAUGGUAAACCUAAGAAGACAAUAUACAACGACAAUCCGGAAUUUUGAUUCAUUAAUGGCACGUAUUGCUCAAGUUCCAGGUUUAGGUGGUAUUUUUGCAUUAUAUUUUGCGCCAUUAAAACACAAUUACACGAGUAUAUCCAACCGACUUGGGUUAGCCCAAGAAUCUACCUCCUUAUACUUUGUUGGUAUGCUUGCUAACUUGGCUGUUUAUCCACCUGAAAGAGAUUAUUUUUAUGAGGAAUUCAAAGAUGGAGUGUAUGGAGUCGCACCUUUUUACUUGGCUUACAUGACACUCGAGUUACCUUUAACAACAAUCGCUGCAAUAGUGUAUUCUGCCUUGACGGUGUUUGGAUGUGGCAUGCCUAGAACUGCUGGAAACUUUUUUGCCAAUGUCUAUUGUGCACUAAUGAUUGUUUCAUGUGGUGAAGCUCUAGGAAUAAUGACCAAUACAUUAUUUAAAAGGCCAGGUUUCGUUGUCAACUGUAUUUCAGUUAUUCUAUCCAUAGGAACUCAAUUGUCAGGAUUGAUGUCACUACACAUGUCUCGAGUUUUGAAAGGUAUUAAUUACAUCAAUCCUGUAUGGUACACUUCUAUUAUUGUCAUUAAUUUUGCUUUCCCAGACAAUUUAAAUUUCACUUGUAAGGAUGGUCCACAAAAUGCUGAUGGUUCCUGCGUGUUAAAAACUGGUAGGGAUGUGUUAGAUGCUUAUGGACUUCAUAGAAACACAAAGAAUUUCUUGGGUGUUGUAAUAUGCGUCACAUUCUGCUACAGACUCCUAGCUUAUUUGAUGCUGAAAGCAAAACUUGAAUGGCUGAAAUGGUAA